Molecule: messenger RNA, 228 nt
Organism: Melampsora larici-populina 98AG31
Lineage: Eukaryota; Fungi; Basidiomycota; Pucciniomycetes; Pucciniales; Melampsoraceae
Exons: 2
Coding region: 1-228 (75 amino acids)
Source: RefSeq, a predicted model, not a curated record
AUGUCCGGCCUCCGGCUACGAACCAUCGGAACAUACGACCUUUUUUCAGUCAGGUGUUCGAUCUGUCUGUUCGGACCAAUGGCGAAAGAAAUCAUAAUAUAUCAUGAUACACGAUCAUAUCAUUUUUUGCUGUCAAAAAGAUGUCAAAGGGAAAUGUGUUUAUUACACCUAACAGGAUCAAUGGAAUGGAAGCCAUACAUAUCUGAAAAAAGGCCUUUUUUCUUCUAA